Molecule: messenger RNA, 810 nt
Organism: Cylas formicarius (sweet potato weevil)
Lineage: Eukaryota; Metazoa; Arthropoda; Insecta; Coleoptera; Brentidae
Product: neurogenic differentiation factor 1-like
Exons: 2
Coding region: 5-589 (194 amino acids)
Molecular function (GO): protein dimerization activity
Source: RefSeq, a predicted model, not a curated record
CAUCAUGGAAAGCCUCGGGAAAAAAGACGGCAGGUCGAGGGUGUACAAUAAAGUGAAAAUGAGACGCUACAAAGCCAACGCCAGGGAGAGGAACAGAAUGCACGGUUUGAAUGCGGCCCUGGACACGUUAAGGAGAUGCAUGCCUGUACAGAUAACCCACUCAGAUAUGAAUUCGGCACCGCAAAAGUUAUCCAAAAUAGAGACGCUUCGGCUGGCCAGGAAUUACAUCUCGGCGAUGAGCCAGACUCUCCAAGAAGGUCGCCCGAUGGAUAUAGCGAGAUUUAUCGAUAUCCUCAGCAUCGAAUUGAGCCAAACAACGGCCACGUUACUGAGUAACGCGCUACUCGGAUCGGGCAUCGAGUACUGCACCAGGAAGUCGUACGCGAACGCGCCGCACUGUUCGUACGAGAAUUACAGGAACGAGAACUAUUAUCAAAUUAAUGAAUCUUUGAGCGAUUUCUGUUGCGCCGCCGGAGGCGGUUGUUGCCGAUUCGGUUACGGCUAUAGAAAUAUGACCGCGUGGGAUCAUAAAAAUUGCAAAUUUGACAAUUACUUCGGCGUGGAAAACAACUACUUUUACGGCUGUUAAAUUGGUGGUUUGUGCUUUGAAUUUUUGUUAAUGAUUGAAAGACAUCAUACGGAAUCCUAUUUGUUGUGAUCCAGCGCCAAGGUAGUUUUGACAAAAGGCAUAGUUCUAGCUCUUCACAAUACACAAUGCUUACAUUUCCUGUACAAUACCUCGUUAUUUCUAACAAUUCCUUAAAAUGCCCCCUAAUUCUUUUAUUAAUUCAUAUACCCAUCGCUUUGUUA